This is a messenger RNA of Tarenaya hassleriana, 1155 nucleotides long. RefSeq names its product dehydrodolichyl diphosphate synthase 2. The record is from RefSeq and is a predicted model, not a curated record. Gene Ontology annotation, biological process: plastid membrane organization; polyprenol biosynthetic process; response to cold. The coding region runs from base 98 to 1006 and encodes 302 amino acids. The transcript has 3 exons. Gene Ontology annotation, cellular component: chloroplast stroma. Lineage: Eukaryota; Viridiplantae; Streptophyta; Magnoliopsida; Brassicales; Cleomaceae.
CUUCCUCACCAGGACCAUCCAUGGCGUCCUCCUCUCUUAUACUUCACUUUCCACGGAUUCACAUCUCGUGGAGUCUCUGUUGCCGACGACUAUAGCGAUGCUAUCCCUGCGCGUUCCCGCUCCCACGAAUGCCUUCGAUCUUCGGCCAUUCCUCGCGGGAUCCGUCCCGCGGCGGCGGAGGAGGGAGUUCUCGCUCUCGCCGGCGUUGGUGGUGAAGCGGUGCGAAAUCAGAGCGGCGAAGACGGAUGUGGCGGUUGCAUCGGCUGAGGAGCAGCUCCCGGAUGGGCUGCAGUCGGAGCUCAUGCCGAAGCACGUGGCGGUGAUCAUGGACGGGAACGGGAGGUGGGCGAAGAAUCGCGGUCUUCCGGCGUCAGCGGGUCACCAAGCCGGCGUGAACGCGCUCAGAGAGCUCGUCGAGAUCUGCGGUCGAUGGGGAAUUCAGGUCCUCACCGUUUUCGCCUUCUCUACCGAUAAUUGGAUUCGACCUAAGAUCGAGGUCAAUUUCUUGUUAAGCUUAUUCGAAAGAUCGCUGAAAUCGGAGUUGAAGACCUUAGCGGAGAACAAUAUCCGGAUAUCGAUAAUAGGGGACACUUCCAAGCUUCCAAAGUCACUUCUACAGGUGAUAAACGAAGUAGAAGAAUCCACUAAAGACAACACCAGGCUGCAACUCAUAGUGGCGGUGGGCUACAGCGGGAAAUACGAUGUUCUUCAGGCGUGCAGAAGCAUCGCCCAGAGAGUGAAGGACGGUGAGAUUGAAGUGGACGACAUCGACGAGAGCUUGAUAGAGCAGGAACUGGAGACAAACUGUACGGAGUUUCCGUACCCGGAUCUUCUGAUACGAACGAGUGGAGAGCUAAGAGUGAGUAACUUCCUGCUGUGGCAACUGGCUUACACCGAGCUCUUCUUUGCUCAAGAUCUAUGGCCUGAUUUCGGCAAGAGUGGUUUCAUCGAGGCCUUGAAGUCUUUUCAACAGAGGCAGAGACGAUUCGGCGAGAGGAAAUCUUGAGGUUAGGUUCUCUUCUGUCCAAUGAUCAUGUUCGAAUAUAUAUAUAUACAUACACUUUGGUUCUCUUGGGAUAUACGCAACAUGUGGGAAUACAUUUUGUAUAUGUAUAGUGUAUAGAUAUGGAAAUCAAUUAUAUGUUUUUAUGCUCA